AUGGCGGACUACGGGGAGGUGUACGAGGAUGAAUACUACGAGGAUGAGGAGGAAGGCAUCACUUCAGAGGACUGCUGGACCGUUAUUUCAUCAUACUUCGACACCAAGGGUCUAGUGUCCCAGCAGUUGGACUCUUUCGAUGAAUUUAUUUCGUCGACGAUGCAAGAACUCGUGGAGGAGCAGGGCCAGGUUACCAUCGACCAGACAAUCACGCCGAACGAAGAUGAGAUCGAUCCAGUCGUUAUCCGCCGGUAUGAGAUCAAAUACGGUACGAUUAUGCUUGCCCGACCUUCUUUCUCCGAGAUCAACGGUGCAGCAACUCUUCUCCUGCCCAUGGAAGCGCGCCAUCGAAACCUCACCUACGCCUCCCCUCUUUACCUCAAUGUUCAGCGACGAUUGACCGAGGGUCGCGAACGUAAAGUUUCAGACCGUGAUGGCGAAGGACUCGGCGAUGAGAAUGAGGAUCAGAAGCCCGGGGGAACGUAUCUGGACUGGGAGGAAAAACCUUUGGUCAUUUCAGAAGAAGAAGCGAAAGGCUGCUACAUCGGCAGAAUACCUAUUAUGCUCAAGUCAAAAUACUGUUUGCUGAAAGAUUUGAGCGAGCAGAGUCUAUACAACUGGAAUGAGUGUCCGUACGAUUCUGGUGGCUACUUCAUUAUUAACGGAAGUGAGAAAGUUCUGAUCGCCCAAGAGCGGAGUGCUGGGAAUAUCGUUCAGGUUUUUCAGAAGGCUCCCCCCAGCCCAACACCUUAUGUGGCCGAAAUUCGAAGUGCGGUUGAGAAGGGUUCCCGCAUUCUGUCUCAACUUUCGCUCAAGCUUUUUGCUAAAGGCGAUAGCAGCAAAGGUGGCUUUGGUCCAACAAUCAGGUCAUCGCUGCCAUACAUCAAGACAGAUAUCCCUAUUGUCAUCGUGUUUCGAGCUCUUGGCGUCGUCUCUGACGAAGAUAUUCUUAAUCACAUUUGCUACGAUCGCAAUGACACACCUAUGCUUGAGAUGCUGAAGCCUUGCAUCGAAGAGGGUUUUGUUAUCCAAGACCGUGAAGUCGCGCUUGACUUCAUUAGUAAGCGUGGUUCUUCUCAAACGAGCAUGAGCCAUGAUAGACGUGUGCGCUACGCGCGAGAGAUCAUGCAGAAGGAGUUCCUUCCUCACAUUUCUCAAAGUGAGGGAAGUGAAACUCGGAAGGCUUUCUUUUUGGGUUACAUGGUUCAUAAAUUGCUACAAUGUGCUUUGGGUCGUCGGGAUGUUGAUGAUCGAGAUCACUUUGGUAAGAAGCGUCUAGACUUGGCUGGUCCACUGCUUGCUACGCUUUUCCGCACACUUUUCACCCGUGUCACGAGGGAUCUCACUCGUUACGUCCAGAGAUGCGUCGAAACCAAUCGUGAAGUCGUUCUUAACGUUGGUUUGAAGCCUGCCACCUUGACAGGAGGUUUGAAAUAUGCUCUUGCUACAGGAAACUGGGGUGAACAAAAGAAAGCCAUGAGCUCCAAAGCAGGUGUUUCUCAGGUUUUAAGUCGGUAUACCUAUGCUUCAACCCUGUCUCACUUGAGACGUACAAAUACUCCGAUUGGUCGAGAUGGAAAAAUCGCUAAACCUCGUCAACUACAUAAUACUCACUGGGGUUUGGUGUGUCCCGCUGAGACACCUGAAGGACAGGCUUGUGGUUUAGUCAAGAACUUGUCCUUGAUGUGUUCUAUCACCGUUGGAUCACCUAGUGAACCUAUUGUUGACUUUAUGAUUCAACGAAACAUGGAAGUAUUGGAAGAAUUUGAGCCAUUAGUCACGCCUCAUGCCACCAAAGUCUUCGUUAACGGUGUAUGGGUUGGCAUUCACCGUGACCCCGUCCAUUUGGUCAGCACUGUUCAAUCUCUUCGCCGACGCAACAUGAUUUCCCACGAAGUCAGCUUGGUUCGUGACAUUCGUGACCGAGAAUUUAAAAUUUUCACUGAUGCAGGCCGUGUUUGCCGGCCGCUUUUCGUCAUUGAUAAUGAUCCCCGAAGUGAGAGAUGUGGCUCUCUAGUGCUCAACAAAGACCAUAUUCAUAGACUCGAGGCGGAUCGAGAGCUCCCGCCAGAUCUCGAUCCGGAAGAGCGUAGAGAACAGUAUUAUGGUUGGGAUGGGCUUGUCAAGUCGGGUGUUAUUGAAUAUGUUGAUGCAGAGGAAGAAGAAACCAUCAUGAUCGCCAUGUCGCCUGAGGAUCUUGAAAUUUCCAAGCAAUUGCAGGCCGGUUAUGCUAUGCCAGAGGAUAGCGAUGAUCCGAACAAACGUGUUCGUUCUAUAUUGAGUCAGAAGGCCCAUAUCUGGACUCAUUGCGAAAUUCAUCCCAGUAUGAUCUUGGGUAUUUGCGCCAGUAUCAUUCCGUUCCCCGACCACAAUCAAUCUCCUCGUAACACUUACCAGUCGGCUAUGGGUAAACAAGCUAUGGGUGUGUUCUUGACCAACUUCGAUCAGCGCAUGGAGACCAUGGCCAACAUCCUCUAUUAUCCUCAGAAGCCUUUGGCGACCACGCGUUCUAUGGAGUUCCUCAAAUUCCGAGAAUUACCUGCUGGACAGAAUGCAAUUGUUGCUAUUGCCUGCUACUCAGGAUAUAACCAGGAAGAUUCAGUUAUUAUGAAUCAAAGCAGUAUCGACCGUGGUCUCUUCCGCAGUCUGUUUUACCGUACUUAUACGGAAGCCGAGAGGAAACUUGGUCUCCAAACUAUCGAAAAGUUUGAGAAGCCAAUGCGUUCCGACACAAUUGGCAUGAGGAAAGGAACUUAUGACAAGCUUGAGGAUGACGGUCUUGUGGCACCUGGUGUUCGUGUCACGGGUGAGGAUAUUAUCAUCGGCAAGACAGCUCCUUUGGCUCCAGAAUCUGAAGAAUUGGGUCAACGUACCAAGGCACAUACGAAGAUUGAUGUUUCUACUCCGCUACGAGCUACCGAAUCUGGUAUUGUUGAUCAGGUGCUCUUGACGACGGGCAAUGAUCCUGAUCUCAGACUGGUCAAGGUCCGUAUGCGAACAACAAAGAUCCCGCAGAUUGGUGACAAAUUUGCGUCACGUCACGGUCAAAAGGGUACGAUUGGUAUCGUGUAUCGUCACGAAGAUAUGCCGUUCACUCGAGAAGGUGUCGUGCCAGAUCUGAUUAUCAAUCCCCAUGCCAUUCCAUCUCGUAUGACGAUUGCUCACUUGAUUGAGUGUCAGCUCAGCAAAGUCUCGUCCCUUCGUGGAUUUGAAGGUGAUGCCACUCCGUUCACUGAUGUCACGGUAGACUCUGUUUCUCGUCUGUUACGAGAGCAUGGGUACCAGUCACGUGGUUUCGAGGUGAUGUACAACGGCCACACUGGCAAGAAGCUCAAGGCCCAAGUGUUUUUGGGACCUACAUACUACCAACGUCUUCGACACAUGGUGGAUGAUAAGAUUCACGCUCGUGCACGUGGUCCUACCCAGAUUUUGACCAGGCAACCUGUAGAAGGUCGUGCCCGCGAUGGUGGUCUACGUUUCGGAGAGAUGGAACGCGAUUGUAUGAUUGCGCACGGUGCAAGUUCAUUCUUGAAGGAACGUCUUUUCGAUGUGUCUGAUCCAUUCCGUGUUCAUAUUUGCGAUGACUGCGGCUUGAUGACUCCGAUUGCAAAACUCAAGAAAGGACUUUUUGAGUGCCGAUUGUGCAACAAUAAGCACCGCAUUUCUCAAGUCCACAUCCCGUAUGCAGCUAAAUUGCUCUUCCAGGAACUCGCCGCUAUGAACAUCGCAGCACGCAUGUUUACCAAUCGGUCCGGUGUGUCUGUGCGGUAA
This is a messenger RNA of Talaromyces atroroseus, 3771 nucleotides long. Its product is annotated as DNA-directed RNA polymerase II subunit RPB2. Lineage: Eukaryota; Fungi; Ascomycota; Eurotiomycetes; Eurotiales; Trichocomaceae. The transcript is spliced from 2 exons. The record is from RefSeq and is a predicted model, not a curated record. Bases 1 to 3771 code for a protein of 1256 amino acids. Gene Ontology annotation, biological process: DNA-templated transcription. Gene Ontology annotation, cellular component: RNA polymerase II, core complex. Gene Ontology annotation, molecular function: DNA-directed RNA polymerase activity; DNA binding; ribonucleoside binding.